Molecule: messenger RNA, 5772 nt
Organism: Hyaloscypha bicolor E
Lineage: Eukaryota; Fungi; Ascomycota; Leotiomycetes; Helotiales; Hyaloscyphaceae
Exons: 4
Coding region: 1-5772 (1923 amino acids)
Biological process (GO): intracellular signal transduction
Cellular component (GO): cytoplasm
Molecular function (GO): guanyl-nucleotide exchange factor activity; protein binding
Source: RefSeq, a predicted model, not a curated record
AUGGAGUCUGGUAUCAACGCCGACCAGAACUUCUUCCUUCGCAAUCAAUACCUGCCGCCAACUUCACCUGAGCGGAAUCCGCAGCACCAGCACCAGCACCAUCACCAGCGCGUCUACGACCCUCCUCCUCUCGCCGACUUCGACCAGCAGCGAUCGCCGCAAUUGCCGCCAAAGCUGCCCUUCCUCACGGCCCAGAAUCUGCAGGCGGUGACGGGGAAUGGAUACGUUGGCACUGUUGGAGACAGAAAUGCGGAUGAAUUCUACAGAGAGUACCGUGGCGUGCAACAGUCGUCCAGCGGCUUCACCAACAUGGCUGCCAGUGCAGAGUCCCGACCAGCAGCGUCGCCGCUGAGAUCAAAUGGGAAUGGCACCACCCCGAAACAUCCAACCAUCCCGAAUGCACGCACCGGAUUGAAGCCCGCAUACCGUGCAGCCUCAUCACCCCUAGACGACCGCACGGGUCUGAACAACGCGAAAUCCUCGCCUGCACUGAAUGGUUACGCCAAUUCACGACAGCCCAGUGUCAAAGACCUGUUGAAGCGUUUCGACCAGAACAAUUCGCAGCCUGCAUCCGAAGCUCCAAAGGCCCCUGGACGACUUAUCACGCGAGGAUUGAAUAAUGGACCUGGAUAUGCAAAGGAGCGAGUUGGAUACCAAGCUAGGACAGCAAACACAACAAAUACAGCGGGCACGAGCCGAGCAGGAGCUUCCUCAAGCCAUGUUCCACCCAACAGACAAAAGUCCCCAGCACAGACGAGAACACAGCGGACUCGAUUUGCGACUGAAGACCAGCAUUCCAACAAUACAUUAUCAGGUGCAGCUCGGCCUGCGAGACCACGAAACGCGGCCACGGGGUCGAUAUCACAAGCCUCGAAGUCCAUGGUCAACCUCUCCCCGACCUCACCCCAUGCUCCGUCCCAAACACAAAACAGACAACCUCUCUUUGGCGAGGUUAUAGGGCAAGGAACACCAGAUAUUGCCUACGGUAUUCCGCGCGCCCCCAUUCGCAGAACCUCGGACUCGAACCUGCAACCUAAUUCAGCACAUCGACGAAGCAAGUCUGAUUUCGAUGUUUCUCCCUCCUCCCCAACCGCUUGGUACCUCGGUGUUACGCCCACAUUGGACGAUGUUGAUCCAAACAAAACGCGGGCCGCACCUGGCCACAACCGAAACCACAGCGAUUUCGCGGACACGAAGGUAAAUACUAUGAACGGUGUCAGUCCAUCGUUUCAGAAUUCACACUCUCGGAGUCCUUCACUUCAGCCCUCGGCAUCACGCCUGCCUAGAGCCACGCAUCGACUCAGCGGCGGUUCAUCCGAUUCUUCGAGUCUACCUUCAACGCGUGCGAACUCGCCCUUUUCCACCAAGAAACUUGCGAAUGGGAACCCCCCAAAACCUGGCCAGAGGCCCUGGAGCCCUGCUGGUCGUGGUCGUGCCAUAACCCCAACAAAUCGCGAGAAGACACCGACAGGACGAGGACAUCGAGGCAAAUCGCACAGUCCCGGGAACAUCAAUACAAACUCAAGCCUCAAAGCCUACAUUUCUGCCCCUCCUCCGAAGACAUCCCCCCCUCUUCGGAGUUCGCGACCACGACAACCUGUUUCCUCUGCAGCAGCAGCCGCUGCCGCGAAGCCCAGGCUUCCUGAUCCUUCCACCUCACCGAAGCAGACUCGAAGCGGCAUGAAGCUAACUCGAAAUAUCGCAGGAAGUGAACAUAAGGAUCGAAAGAUCUCGGAUGCACAAUUGACGAAGGAGGAUUUCGCGGCGCGAAGAGCUGAGAUACAUCGGGCAUACACAAAGUCAAUUGCGUUGGAGGAUCAGGCUAGGAUUCGCGCCAACAACUUGAAGCGAUUGCAAGAGAGACAGGCCCUCGACUUGGCAGUAGCAGAGGCUGCAGAGGCUGCAAAGGCCGCGGCGGAAAAGGAAAAGCUUGCGGAAGCACAAGCACUUCCUGCAGAACCAGUAGCAGAGCCAACCCCAGAGCCAACCGCAGAGCCACCUGCCAGUCAUCCACUACUUCAUCUCACCACAUCUUUUCAAACCCCACAAUAUCCUCGCAAUGAACAGAAUCAAUUUCCUGCAGGCCAAGACUCUCCGACGCUUGGGAUGCCAGGAACCUUCAUCGACGAUGACGAGCCUCCAUCCGCAAUCUCGAAUGCUACAUGUACGACAGAAAUUGACAACGAACCUCAAACGGAAGCCGCUCGGCUGAGUCGAAUGCCAUCCGGGGGACGACAACGCAGUGGACUAUCUAGUCAUGUCACCUACAUGGAGGAUGGACUGAGUGCAGAGCAGGCAUUGUUUGGUUCGCAACACAUCGAUGAAGACACGAUCAAGAUCAUGCUCGAGCCUCCUUCAGCGGUAGAGCCACCAGCAGAGCCCACGCCUACGAAGAAUCAGUUCGCCAGAGAUCCUGCGCCGCCAGGUGCGUAUCAGCAGGAUGAUGACUACCGCAAUUACAACCAGCCAGUGUUUGCCACUACACUUACGGCUGCGAGCCCGUUGGAUUCAACACCUGGCCAUUCCGAGGCCAUAUCUCCCCUGUCUGGCAACGAGGAACCAAGAUUUGGGUAUGAUGAGGCGAAUAUUUCAGAUGCGAGCGAUCCUCACGAAAUGAGACAAGUAUCGCAGAUUGCCCCCGAAAUCUCAUUACAUGAGGAGCCAGAAGAAAUCCCAGAGUCCACCGGGGAAGAACCGAGAUUUCAACUUCCUAUGCUCCGAACAGCACUCGCCCCGCAAUCGUUGACCCCCAGUGAUGUCUCACAUGACUACCUCGGGACUCCUCUCACAGAUAUGGAGUACGAGAGUUCAGAUGGAGCAGCACCCCACGCUGCUUCGUCCGAAGAACGCGACAACAGGGAUGGCGAAUUAUCCCCCGAUCAAGAGCGCACAAGUGGCUGGAGUGAUUUCAAGAUGAGAUUGUCUGCCGAGCAGAAGCGAACAAGUGUCUGGACUGAUUAUUCUGUUGAUACCGGUGAUGAAUGCUCUGAGCGAGAGGAACAUGCUGCCUCCAAAUUCCCCAGUGCGACCCGUCCAGCACCGCCACCCCCAACAGAGCAGACGGACUCGACACCGGAAGCCCAAUCCAAACCCGAAUACAGUCCUCUGCCUUCUCCACAUUUUCCCGGCGAUAUUCCACAGCGAGAGAGUUCGAAUCGCCACCAACUGCCUCCCCUAUCCACGAGUGGUAGCUUUGCCCAGGAAUUUUCGGAUUCUUCGCCUGGCUUUGCUAAUAUCCACAUGCCACUCUGGCCAAAUUACUCACCUCCUCCCCCACUUCAUCAACCUGGCGAAUCCUCUCCUGCCCUGUCACGACCACCCUCAAGUUUGUACCAAUCUAGCCAAAAUGGUGCUCGUAAUCCCGAGUCAAGACGCGCAAGUGAUGAUGUAUACUCUCCGCGAGCGUCUUCGUCGACUCCCAGAUCCAGCACACAAAUAUCUUUAGAGGAGUCUUCCGCUGACCAAUCAUUGAAAUCAAAGAGCACGACAGCCACUUUGGCAGGCGACGAAAAGGAACAAAAGCGUCUCUUCCAGCGCCGAAUGGUGAUCAAAGAGUUGAUUGAUACCGAAGCAGUCUAUCUGAAGGACAUGAAUGUCGUUGAGGAAAUCUACAAAGGCACUGCCGAGGCGUGCCCUAAGCUGGAUACCGGCGACAUCAAAGUGAUCUUCAGAAACACCGAUGAGAUUGUUGCAUUCACAACGAUGUUCUCUGAUGAAUUAAAGUCUGCCGGAUCAAGUGUGUACUCAUCCAGAUCCCCGAAGCCGAGCAAAGCUGUUGCAUCCCCCUCCGCAGACGACAGAUCCUCGAUCGCAGCCACACUAGCGGAGGAAACCGAUGAGCAAAAGGAUCGAAAGACAUUCAUAGGAGCAAACUUUGGCAAGCAUUUAAAAAGAAUGCAGAUCAUCUACACCGAUUUCUUGAAGAACAGCGAGAUCGCAAGCUCAAGAUUAGGCAUUCUCCAGACCGAUAACGCUGUGAAGGUCUGGCUGGGCGAGUGUAACCUGGUCGCCAAGGAUCUUACCCAAGCUUGGGAUCUCGAUGCAUUGCUGGUUAAGCCGGUGCAGCGCAUCACUCGGUACCAACUCCUCCUCGCCCAAAUUAAGCAGAAUACCCCCGCCGACCACCCUGACUACGAAGCUCUGGCUCUUUCCCUGCAAGAAAUAGGAAACUUGCUGCAGAACAUUGAUGAUCUGAAGAAGCGAAUCCACAUGGUGGGAAAGAUUGUCGGCCGCAAGCGCAAGGAGUCGGAUGUUCGGACCGGUUUGGCUAAGGCCUUUGGCCGGGCUCGUGAAGCAAAGGUCCAGGCGAAUCCCAACCGACCUCGCGAUGACGAGGUGUACGUGAAACUGCACGAGAAGUUCGGUGACGAUUACCUUCGCCUGCAAGUCGUUCUUCGAGAUGUGGAGUUCUACACCCGUCAGGUGACGACAUGGACCAACGACUUCCUUCGAUAUCUCUCGUCAAUGGAACUCAUCAUGCGGAUGACCGCAAGUCCGUAUCCUGAGCUCGAGAGCAAAUGGGCUCGAUUCAAUAUGUCAAUGAGAGAUAUGGGCACCAUUGCGUUGGAAGAUCAUAUCCUCCACGUUCGGAAAAAGGUCAUCGAGCCAUUCGAAUCAGUUAUCCAAGCUUACGGCCCCCCUGGCCUGGCAAUGAAGAAGCGGGCCAAACGCCGCCUCGACUUCGAGAGAGCUCUCACGCUCAAGUCGCAAGGCAAGAAGAUUGACGAGAAGUUGACCGAUCAGGUCACUCAAUAUGAAGCUCUGAAUGAGACACUCAAGCUGGAGUUACCGAAGCUGUCAGCUUUGACUGUUAGUCUUGGCAAAACUUGCCUGAUCCAACUCGUCCAAAUCCAGACCGAGUGGUAUCACAUCUGGCAAGGAAAAGUUGGAGCUGUGUUGGAGAAGGACCAAAUGCCCAAAAGCAUCACAGACAUUGUCGAGAUGCACUUUCGGGAGUUCAAGUACGUCGAGGCAAGUGUCCAAACGCUAGGAAUUGUCAGUGGCUAUUUUGAGAGCUUAUCGAAGACCCGAGGAUCUCAAUCAACCCAGGAUGAUGAGUCUGCUCGCCCUUCGUUGAGCGCCACAAGCCGGUCACGAAUUCGAGGACAUUCGGUCAACAGCGACAAAUCUCCCAGUCUCCCGACUCCGGACUUUGCGAAGCGAUCCAGCGGCCAAUUCACCUUCUCGCCUCUCGUCUCCAAUUCCCCAGGCCUGCCACAGCUUGCUUACCAGACUCCUUUCUCGAAUGGUCACUCCCGCGGUGGAUCUGGUUCUCCUGCUACUCCCGAUGGCUUCAUCUCUCGACAACAUUCAAAUCUUCCAAGACCAAGCACUGGACGAAGCUUUACUUCUGACGGCGGCAUGCGGGCUGUCAAUGAUUACAACACUCAAGUUCGUCGCGAAUCCGGGUCUGGCUCAGCAUACAAUCACCAUGUCGAUGGACCUCACACUGGGCGCCCGUACUCGGGUAUCUUCCAUUCGGCUCUGCCUGAUGGUCCAGAGGAGAGCCAACGAUCAUCACGAACUUCUUCAAGAGACAGGAAUAUAUCUGGCGGUUACAACGUACUCUACCUGGCGGCAAGCUUGUUCGAGUUCAAUAUUAGUGCAACGAAAUCAGAGGCCGGUUACCCUUACCUGACAUAUCAGGCUGGUGAGAUCUUCGAUGUCAUCGGCGAGAAAGGCGAGCUCUGGCUUGCAAAGAACCAAGACGAUCCUUCUGACCAAGUCGGCUGGAUCUGGAGUAAACACUUUGCGCGUUUGGCGACCGACUGA